Molecule: messenger RNA, 4508 nt
Organism: Mus pahari (shrew mouse)
Lineage: Eukaryota; Metazoa; Chordata; Mammalia; Rodentia; Muridae
Gene: Sowahc
Product: sosondowah ankyrin repeat domain family member C
Exons: 1
Coding region: 136-1662 (508 amino acids)
Molecular function (GO): protein binding
Source: RefSeq, a predicted model, not a curated record
ACUCGAGACUCUUCAAAGCUGGGAUCGCGCGUGCCGCCCAGCCACUGAGACCCAAGCCGCACUCCGGGUCCUCCAGGCGUCCGGCCAUGGUGUCGGGCUGAGCGCUCCUGGGGCUGAGAAGCUGAGCCGCGGUGAAUGGAGGGGUCGCUGGAGCUGAGCUCGGAGGCGAUCCUGCGCUUCCUCGCCGAGCGUGGGGGCCGGGCGGGACACUCGGAAUUGGUGCAACACUUCAGGGACGCCCUGGGUGGCCAGCGCGAACAGCGCACCCGCGCCCGCGAGCGCUUCAAGGAACUGGUCAACGCCGUGGCCACCGUGCGCACCGAUCCUGAUGGUACCAAGUAUGUGCAGCUCAAGAAAAGGUUCUGCACGGGGGAGUCCCCCCCACUUGAGGCCGAGCUCCCCCGGGAACCCCCGCGUAUCGAGGUGACCGAGGAGCCUCAAGUCCCGGACCUUGCAGCGGAGACAUGCGAGGGCAGCCAGCUCCAGGAGGCAAAUCCACAGUUGUCUCUCGGACUGGGUGGCGAACUGAGCGACCAAGAGCCUCCGGCCCCUGCUCAAGGUGGGGCCCAAGGUAAGGACUCGCCACAGGAGGUCGAGGCCCUGUCCUGGGAGUCGGGUCCCGGGUCCAGCGAGAACCUUAAACUCCCUCCACAGGGGGAACCUGAAGGUGGCAGUUCCCCUAGUGGGCCAAAUACACCCAGGUCGGCCCGUCAGAACUUUCGGGAUCUGGUGAUGGGCAGCUCCCCGCAACUAAAGAGGAGCGUGGGUCCUGGGGACGGUAGCGCUGGAGGUCGCAGCAGAGGAGGGGGCGACUCCGAUAGCGCAUCGUUAGCUUCUUCGUCCGCAGAAGAGGAGAGUAGCGGCGGGGCCUCGGUUACCUUGGAUCCCCUGGAGCACGCCUGGAUGCUCUCAGCUUCCGAGGGCAAGUGGGACAGCCUAGAAGGGCUGCUCACUUGUGAGCCGGGCCUGCUCUCGAAGCGAGACUUCAUCACCGGCUUCACUUGUCUCCACUGGGCCGCCAAGCACGGCAGGCAGGAGCUCCUGGCCAUGUUGGUCAACUUUGCCACCAAACACCAGCUGCCAGUGAACAUCAAUGCCAGGUCGAGCGGAGGCUACACUGCCCUACAUUUGGCAGCGAUGCAUGGGCAUGUAGAGGUGGUGAAGUUACUAGUGGGGGCCUACGACGCAGAUGUAGACAUCAGGGACUACAGCGGGAGAAAGGCCUCUCAGUAUCUGAGCGAGAGCAUCGCAGAGGAGAUAAAGAACCUGGUGGGAGCCCUAGACGAAGAUGAGGGAGACAGCCCCGCCGCCCGCGGGAGUGGGCGCUGGAGACUUUCAAAGGUGCUCCCAUCACACAUCACUCACAAACUCUCCCCGGUCGUGGAAGACGGAGCUGAACUUCAACACCACUUCGCCGAGGGAUGGGCAGGAGGAAGCAAAGCAAAGGAUUCAGGUCGCAAAGGCUCGGGCAGCUCAAGUGGACGGAUAAAACCAAGGCUCAACAAAAUCCGAUUCCGAACCCAGAUCAUUCACACCACUCCCUCCUUCAGGGAUGCUGAACAGACACUGGAGGAAGGGGAGGAGGAGGAGGAGGAGGAAAGGUCUCUUAGAGGCUACUCAUCUUCCUUUAAACUGAGACCGAAGUCCAAUGUAUUUGGGUAAAAUAAUUCUCACUAGAAAUGCUAAGGCUUAUUUGUCUUCAAGGUAGAAUAAUACUGGGUAUGGCUAAGAAGUGCAAGCAGAAAAGACAAGAUAAAUUAUGCAUUUCAACUUUCUGGCUUGGGGUAGAUCUGUAAUAAUCCUUUCAGGAUAGCAUUCUGGGGCAAGAAAAUGUCUCUGAAGUGAUUCAUAAUGCACUGAUUUGUGCCUCUUCCCCGACCCCACCCUGGUAACCUGGAACUUGUGAGAACUGGAAUUAUUGAUGACUAAGAGUCCCUUUGCUUUUUAAUCAUUAUGAGAUACCAUGCAGAGUAAGGGCCAUGAGAAAAUGCAAAACACAUGGUAAUGCAAACUGAACCUGCUAAUGUUUUUCUAAGUGAAUGAAACUAGAGGCUGCCCUGAUUUUCUGCUAUGCACACUUGCUAAAGAAGGUCAAGGUCAGAGUUGAAAUGUGAAACUACAAAUGAGGAUUAUGUGAAUGGAGAUGGGAAUCUCAUUGAUAAUGUCUUACUUGUAUUGUAAGUAGCAGUUCCCAUUUUUUUAAAAAGCAGUUUUACUUUUAAUCACUGAACUGAAGAAGGAAGCAGCGUUCGCUUUCGAGUUACUGUAAUCUGGUUUGUGCCUAUAUAACACUAUACGGUACAUUAAUAACCAUAAACUUCUGGUUCACUAGAAGAACACAUUUAUUUAAAUGGAUGAGCACAUAGCAACCUAUGGUACUUUUUUAAAAUGUGUAUGUUUUGUUGAUUAUCACCAACUAGUUUUACUACUCUUAAAUUCUAAACAUUCUGAGGUUUGUAUUCUGGGUUUUGUUGUUGUUGUUGUUUUGUUGUCGUUUUUGAUGAAGCUUACAAUACUUAGACUGAUUUACUUAUCACCUAAACCAUUCCUUGUUUAGAAAAUAGCAAAAUAUGCUUCUGUGAAGUAAUUAUUAAAUCAGCUUAAUAUGUUUCUCAUGUAAGAGACAUUUUAAUUUUAUUAAUACAUUCAUAGUCUCUAUGCUUUGAGCAACAUUUUACAAAUGUGCAAAAUACUAAAUCUUUCACUUUUCUUAUGUUUCUUUGUAUCUACUCAAAGAACUAUGGUGUGGUUACAGAAAGCCUAGAUAGUCUGCCCAUUUAAAAAUGGGCAAUUUAUUAUACUUUAUAAAAAGAAAGAGAAAUGGGGCCAUUUCUGUAUUUCAAUGCUGCUAGCUAUUGAAUUUCCUUAUAUAUAGUUGAAAAAUACUAUUCCUUAAAAUUAAAGACUUUUACAACUGUGAUCCUUAAUUACAUUCCAUUCACUUGUGCUAAGAGUAAAUGGCUUUCUAAUUAUUUUAAAAUUUAACUUACAAACAUAUUAAAUCUUAUAACAAGAUCAGAAACUUCUGUAGGGGACUGGUUUGACCAAAUCCUUCUCUCUCAGUCCUUCUGGCCUGAUUGCUGAAACCUAAGUUGUUAGAGCCUCCAACAUAGAAGGCAGAGUGAGCAGCCAAGUCCUCAGAGUAGAGGGGACUGCAUGGUUAUACAGAGCUGCACAGCAGUUUGUUGUUAACUAGCCUCCCCAAGUCAUAGAAAUUUCUAACAAAUUUGUCAUAUCUCAAAAUAGCACUUAUUUAAAUAUGGAUUGAAGAUGCUCAUGAAAUAUAUAAGUUGUGACUAAGGAGAUGGCUCAGUGUGUCCGAGCACUUGUUCUGCGAGCAUGAGGACCUGUGACUGAAUCCCCAGCACCCAUCUAACAAGGUAUGCAUAGUUGAGGGUAUGAGUAACCUAACAUGAGGUACUGAGACAGGCAGCUCCUCAGAGUCCAGUAGCCAGCCAGCCUACCUGAAAGCAGUGACUUCUGGACCAGGGAGGCUGUCUCAAGGUGGAAGAAAGGCAUCGAGGAAGUCACCUGACAUUCUACUGGCUUCAGAAGAAGCACACAUGAGUGCUCCCAAACAUGCUCGUGCCUACACUACACACAAACACACAUACACACAUAAGUUGCUACCCACUUAUGUGCCUUUAUCUUUGUUUUAGGAUUUAAGUAGAUCGUGUACAUUGAUAAGCACUUUUUCUGUACACAUAAGUGAAAAGCCAAUGUAAAAAGCAAUCAUGUGUUCCAUGUCUUAGACGUGUUAGCUAUCUCUAGUGCCAAAUAAGCUUACAGUUCCUCAUCUGGGACUUUUAAAUUCCAUGCUAAGAUAAGGCAACUAUCAUUUAACUUGCUUUUCACACUAAAAGUUUAAAACUAUGAUAAAACAUUAAAUUUUUUUCUGGAGUCAUUCCUGGGCAGGCCAGACAGCUCAGCAGAUGAAAGUGGUUAUCUUACAAGACCUGAGUUUGGCCCUAGAACCCACAAUGGAUGGAGAAAACUUAACUCUUCAAAAUUGUCCUCCAGCCUCCACAUGUGCACCAUGGUGUCUGCACACCUGUACUCACACAGACACACAGAGCUAAUUAGUUUAAAUUUCAAAACCACCGAAAGGAACUCCGGGCAUUCCUUGUCAUAAUGGACCUUGUGCAAUAAAUAUAAACAUUUUAAGCUACUUAACACCAUUCCUCUUUUUUUUUUUUCAAUAUCCAAACCAAGAGUAGAAAAAAUGAUUCCUGUAAUUUGAUAAUCAUAAAGUUGUAUCUCUCAGUAGUGGCAAUAGAUAAAUACAGACAUCUGUUGACAAGAUACUGUGUAGUUUCAAAACAAGUUUAUGUGUCCUCCAGGUACGCUUGAAACUAUGAAUGUCAGUUUGCUUUUAUGGUAUGUAAAAUGCAGCUAACGGGGUACUAGUUUAGUCACACCUGAAAUAUUGGAAUGUGAUGUUUGUCUUUUGUAUUUUUAAGUAAGUGAAAGUUUGUGAGUUUAAGAAUCUGUGAAGUUUGUGGAAAUAA